CAGCAGCACCAACUUCUCCUUCAAUCCUUCCGACUGUCAGCCGCACGGCAACAACCAGCAACAGAACAACAAGCAGAGACUUUUUAAACAUACAACUUCUCUCAUCCAACGCCACCCCGAGCCGGGGGUGGGGGAGAAAGAGAGCACUCAUUAGAAAGAGAGAGGAGCAGACAGACAGAGACACACAGGGAGGGAGAGAGAGAGAGAGAGAGAGAGAGGCUUUAAAAGGGCCGCCGGACGGACGGGACCCCAGCACCAGGUGUGAUACUGGAGUAUAGAUGAAUGUGUCAAAAAUCUGAGGGUGUACUGUUUGUUUUCAAAACUUCAGUUCUUCAAAUGCAGUUAUAACCAGAAGAUCAAGAAAGUGAAGAGUUCUUGUUGGAAGAAAAGUUGAGAUCAACUGAGAAGAAAAUCCGAAAAAAAAACUACUUCAUAUCCAUUUUGAUAAUUUAGCACAGCACCAUGAAAGCCAGCAGCAGAAAUAAAGACCACUCAGCAGAUGGCGAUGGAACUGGGAAAAGACCAAAGCGAAAGUGUCUUCAGUGGCAUCCUCUGCUUGCCAAAAAGAUGCUGGACUUCUCUGAGGAGGAGGAGGAGGAUGAGGAAGAUGAAGAUAUUGACAAGGAAACUUUGCUGAACACCGAGGGUCUUGAACAUGAGGCAGAUGAAACAGAAGAUGAUGACUCCUCUGAACAGCGAGCUCGCAGGCCGAUGAAUGCAUUUCUUUUGUUCUGCAAACGUCAUCGUUCUCUGGUUCGUCAGCAACAUCCUCGCCUAGACAAUCGUGGUGCAACCAAAAUACUGGCUGACUGGUGGUCUGUUUUAGAUCCAAAGGAGAAACAAAAGUACACUGACCUGGCAAAGGAGUAUAAGGAUGCCUUUCUGAAGGCUAACCCUGGUUAUAAGUGGUGUCCAACAACAAACAAACCACUGAAGAGUUCAUCACCAACUGUUACAACAAGAAAGAAGCUCUGGACAUUUCCAACAGAAGCCACCAAGGAGUUUCCCAUCACCAAGAGGGUGGUAAAGGCUGAGGAAAUGCCACAAAUCAACUUUGCCAUGGCAGAUCCCACUCAAAUGGGAGGACUCAGCAUGCUGCUCUUAGCAGGAGAACAUGCCUUGACAGCAAAGGAGAUUUCCUCCAAUACAACACAGUCAGGAGUCCCUGACUCAACCAAGCAGUGUGGGAAUUCAGCAUUGUUUCAGUUAGCAGAGAUGUGUUCGGACCGGUUGGUAACAGAAGGAGUAAAAUCAGAGCCCACCACGUGUACCUCAAAGGAUAGCCAUACACCUGAGAUGCCCACCAUAAAUCCUGGGUUAACUACAAAGGAUAAUAAUGGUAUUAAGCCACAGGACUGGAUUACUAAUGACAAAUCAUUGUCGUUGUUAACUGACACUUCUGUGACAAGUCUUAAUAAAAGUGAAAAAGUUAAGAAGAAGAAAAAGAAAAAGGUUAAACUUGAAAUUACCAAAGCUGAAAAACAGACAUUUAAAAAAAGCGGGAAGAAACGGAAGUCAUCAGAGUCUGACAUGGAAAGCUUAAUGUACACGAUUGAUGCUGUUGCUAAGGGAGACUGGGGCACUGAGAAACCUUCAGGAAGCCCAGUGAAAAGUGCCAGAUGCUCAGCAAAGUCAACGGAAAAUCUGUUACACUCUGUCUCCAGCCCACCAAAGAAAAAGAUGAAACCAAAACCAAUAAAAUUACCUGCUGAAAAGAUUUCAGAACUCAACAAACAUUCAAAGGUUUCUGAUCUUGAGAAAGUUACCAGCAGCCCAGUCAAAACUGAAACUUUUUCUGUCACUGAGCAACUACUUUCCCAUAAUGCACUAAGUGAAGUGAAAGCUGAAAACAAGGAAAUCAGUAAAAAGACAGAAGCAUCUGGGUCCAGAAAAUCUGAGCGAUCAUGUAAGGGUGCUCUGUAUAAGACUUUGGUGUCAGAAGGAAUGUUGACAUCUUUACGGGCUAAUGUUGACAGAGGUAAGAAAGCUUCAGGAAAAGGGGGUUCAUCUGACCAUGAGGGAUGUUGGAAGGAGGAAGAUUGGUCAUUCUCGAAUAUUGGGACAAGUGGAACCAAGAAGUUGAAGAAGUUGAAACAGAAAGAUGAAUCUGCUCUUGGGUUGGGGAAUCUAGAGCAGGAGUUUGCAAAGAAAUUCAACAGCCUUCCACAAUACAGUCCAGUAACGUUUGACCGCAAGAACACAACAGUGACAAGAAAAAAGAAAAAGAAUAGGAGUGGAUCCACUGAUCAACAAAAAAGUGAUAAAGGAUCAUCUCCAUCUCAGAAAAUAGUCAGCAAGUGUAAACACCAAAAGGGAACACAUCAUUUAACUGAUAAAGCCAUAGUACCACAAGAUUUGAACAUCGAGGAACAUGUGGAGAAGUCUGACCAUGCUUCAUCGGUUCCAAGCAGCCCACUAACAGCUGUGACACAAGAACCCCUCGUUGGUAGCCAGAAGCGCAAGGCCAGAAAAACAAAAAUAACGCACUUAAUCCGAACAGCUGACGGGCGCUUGUCACCUGCAGGGGAUCUAUCAAAGGAGAAGAUACAAUGUAAGCAAGAAAAGAAAAAGCAGCCACUAAAGACAGACCCUUCUGUUGGUGGAGUCAACUAUAGUCAUUCAGAAACUGAACAGGCAUGCAGCAUUUCUCCAGAAGUACAAGCAACCUCUGCAAUCCCAGCAUUCUUCAGUCUAGCUGCCUUGGCAGAAGUUGCAGCAAUGGAGAAUGCACAUAGAGGCCAGCGUGCAGUUUCUCUAAACCAUGAUGGACAGCCUAAGGAAAUGGCACAAACCUCAGUACUUAUCCCCUGUGCAGACCAAUAAUGCAUUAUUAUUUUGUAUCUCUACAAAGCCUGGAACACAUAAGAUGGGUCAGUUCGACCUAAUAUUGACUGCGUUGUCAGAGUGUCAUCCUCUCGUGACUGGGUACCUCACACAACAGCUGGGAAACACUGGUUCAGCGGAGCCCCAUGGACAGGCUCAGAAAUUGGGCAUCAAACGUUUACGAAUGGGGCUAAACCAGUUUCUUCAGCUUUUGGUUCCCUAUCUGAAGGCAACCUGGUAUAUAAAAAGAAUAGCUGUUACACAGAACAACUGCCCAUGAAACCUACUGGCAAUUCUUGCCACUGCACGCUACACGAUCAGUGUGAGCCACUCACGUUUGCUGCAAAUUCUAGCUUUUCUUAAGUAACACUGAUGCACUGUGCUAGUGACUAGAUAUCGUCAACCUCUGUUUUUCCUUUUUUUUUGAAAGCAUACUAUGAUUUUGAGUUUCAUGGAAACUGUUUAAUCAUGAACUUCUGCCUGAUUACUGAAAUGAUAUGGCAGGAAAAAUAUUAUUGAAAGUUCUUUACAUUUGCCCAUUGCAUUAAGAUAUUUUAUUUCAAUGGCACCAUUAUUUAGUUGAAAUCUCUGUUAAUCUGUAGUUAAGUUUAAUAGCACAACAUGUCUCUGUGCAGACAGUAAGUACCUUUUGUUACACACAAUCUUUGUGCUUUCCUUUUUUUGUUUUCAAUGAUGAUUUAGUACCUAUUAUUUUUGCUUUCUCUUGCUAAACCUCACUGACCCUGCAAGGGGACAGUUUACUGGACGUGACUGUUUUCCAAUAUACUGUUAAGAUGUGUAAAGUAAUUUGCUUAUUUUUUAAGCAAUUAGGCACUAAUAGUGGCAGAAAUCCUGCAAAGCUUUUUAGGUCCCAACUGUUGCACUGCUGUGUUUUUUUUACAGUGAAUGAUUAUUAUGAUGGUUAUAGGGUUACUAAUUCAACAAAUUACUGAGAAGAUAUUCAGGUUUUAUUUCAGGUUGCAGAAGUAUAUCAGCACAAAGGAAAAAAAGUCUUCUGUCAGACCAACAGCUAGAAUUACUGAUGUUUCAUACUGCUUAGCUUGAAUACAAAAUAUCUUUCUUCCCAUUUGGUUGAAGAUCAUGUUACCAGAAUGGCAAACAACAUGGACUGUAAAUGAAGUUUCAAAGCAGUAGCACAAUUUUGAGGGUCAAUGAAGUAAUCAGCAGCACACAAAGACAGUUCUUCACUUCCAUGAAGCCAUGAAAUAAUAUAAGACCAGUUGGUGCAUGGAUAUUGUGAUUGUUAGUGCAACAUCCUGACGUCAACAAAUACAAGAUAUUAAUUGUGCAAGACAAAGUCUAUUUUUUGGUGUUCUGUAUGUAAUAUACCCAGUUUUUAUAAGCUGCACAUAAGGAUUAGUACAUGCUGUUCACAUCAGAAAUGUUUUGUUCUUUCAGAAGAUUGUGACUGGAAUUUGCAUUAGAAAGCUAAUAAUAAGUACCAUGGCACAGUUAUAAUGAAACAUGUAUUAGAUGCUGCCGUCUGAACUAAACAAAUCUAUAGUUGAUAUACAAAAUCUAUUUCUGUCUGGAUUGAACACAUAUUAAACCUGAGCAAAAUCAGACUCAGGCAAGAUGUUCUUAACAGAUUCAGAUUUAGUCUAAUUUUAAUCUUGAAUAUUUUUGAUAAAUUGUCAUAUUUACAGCUGUGUUAAAGUUUUGGUAAAUCUGAUAUGAAAAAUCUAUGAAAUGUUGGUUUCUCAGUUCAGAUUUGUGCUUCAAAAAAUAAUAUCUCGAAGGGUGUAGUGGUAGGAGAGAAAGCUAUCUGUACACAGUCACCUUUUUGAGUUUUAAAUUUAUUAGUGCUUUUCAAUAUACUUUUCUCUCAUUUAGCUCUAUGAUGACCGUUAUAAAUUUAUUCAAAAUGCCUUGCUUUGAACCCUGAUUUUGACAAUAAGAUAAAUAGGUUUUUUGAUCCUCGGGGAUUGGAUUUGAUUUAGUUUCAAACGAGUUUCUAGGUAUAGAUACUUGGAAGGUGUGUAAUGGUUGCCCUGAAGAAGAUGAAAAUACAAAUAAUACGUCAGUAUUAGUCGUGAUCAGGAUUUUUAAAACAGAAAUCAGUUUCCAUUAUGGCUUUGUGGCUUCAUGAAUCACCAUUGAAUUAAGAUGCAAUUUUCAUUUGCGAUCUUGGGCUGCAUCAGCUGAUCUCCCUCGUGUUCUGUAGUAAUCUGGUUUUUCCUUGGUGCCCCAGAGAUUACCUGUACCUGUUGGGCGCGUCCAACGCACUGCUGUAAAUGAACUCAUUGGUACCAAAACUGACCCUCGACUCUGUUGUCCGCAGUGUAAAAUAGCAAGGCAAUUGACCAGGAUAGGGCAGUAGGACAGAAAAAUGAAGAGAGCAAUGUGCAGGAGUAAAUUUUCUAAAAUGUGCAGAACAUAAAAACCUGGAUAAGUCUAAUUAUUUCAGAUUGGGCCAAUGUUUACUUCUUUGUCUUUAAAGAAUCAUCUGUUCAUGAGGUUAACAGUUUUAUUUUUAGAGGCAUUCAUCCUAAUACAGGUCUCACUGCAAUUUUGUGCCAGUUUGUAGUUCAUACUCAAACUUUGCAUAGAGAGGAGAAGCAAGAAUAGGUAUCCAUUAGAUCCAAACAGAGUCUAAACUGCAAAGAACUGUAGCAUUUCACUUUGAAUCUCCAGGUGUCAUUCAGAGAAUGAACUUGUCAAUUUUGCUGACAAUGUGAAAAUAGUCAGCUUUUACACAUUAAUGCUCAGAAGGUGCAUUUACUUGCCUACUCCCUCCCCAUACUCCAUAUUCUCCUCCUUGUUCAGCCCAUCCAUACUUAACUUUUACAUGAUAAAGCACUGAAUUGAAUAUUCAGAUUUCCAUAGCAAAGUAGGCAUUUGGACCUUGAGAAAGUUGUUGCAGUAUUGUUGAUCUGCUUUAUUUCGAAGUUUUGGUUUUCACGGUUGAAUACCAGGAAAUGGAUACACCUCUCUUAAAGCAUUACAAACUUGUAAGUGAAAAUCCUUCCCCUGACUUGUAUCUGAAGUGUGCUUUUAAUUUAUCCAGGAACUAAUACUGAACAGCACAAAUUAUCAUGAGGCAUAAAAUUUCUGUUUGUUUAUGUAAACAGAUCCUGAAAUGUUUUUGUUAAACCAUGCUGAGAUCUUUACAUCAAUCUUGAGUUAUGUAAAAUUAAUUAAACGGGAUUCAGGGUCUAAACUAAACUAUAGAAUUAAGGCAAAUGGAAGUGAAAUAUUGUAACUUAUUGCCACAACCUAUGUAGAAUUAAUUGGAACAAGGCUGCAUUGUACUCAACUUCUUCAAGAUUGAUAGGACAGUUUCUCAGUUAGUUUUGGGGUUUGCACAUCUCUUCCAUUGGCUUGAAAUAAGAACAGAAAUGCCCAUCCUGGUAACAUGAUCCUUGUGUGACUGCUUUAUACAAUUACUCAUUACACUGUCAUUCUAGCUGUAAAGAACGUUUUGUUAACUUUUUGUGCAAUUGCCAUCCUUUACUUGUCAUUAGAAAUGUCUUUUCCUCGUUGUAGAAACCAGCUUUUGCCCAAAGUCUAGCUAAUAUUUAAAAAUGGGAAAAGUACACUCAUUACUGUAUUUAAAUGUUCAUAAUGCUUUUACACAAAAGUUGAGUAUAAUGAGAAAAAGUGUCUACUUUUUAUGCCUGACCAAGUAGAAUACAAUUCGUUGUAUUUUUGCAUUUAUUUUUGUUUCCUUUACCUUUAAUUGACUUUAAGUGACAUUUCCAUUAGAUUAAUAGUUGGGAUGUGGAGUUUAACUAUGAUCUCCUUUCUUUGAAUUGUAACAAGAGCGUGUGAUGAUAUUGAAGUAUAGCUUGUUGCACUUGAUAUCACUUUUUAGCAUGUGAAAAGGUCCUAAGAUUUGGAUAUGAACAUAGAUGUGAGUUCCUAAAAGCGCUACUAUAAUAUGUAUCAGCUUAAUAUGGGAGUGUGCCCAUUUACUUAUACUGAAGCACAUUAACAUUCAUGGAUGGGGAAGUGAGGAACAAGGAGAAUUGAUAAUUCAUCUACAUGUUCUACAGUUUGUUUUUACUGCGAUAAUUUAUUGUGUCAGAAGCAUUGAAAACGGCAAGAGUUACCACAGAGUGAAUUUAUUAUUCAUUCAACACUGAAGCGGACAAGAAGAGUUAUAUCGUUGGGUUACAGGAAUGGCUCACUUUAUUUUCCUUUCUUUGAAACAUUAAUAAACUCUUAAAUUUUAUGCUUGGACAGAUUUAAAUGGAUAUGCCAAUUAAGACUUGGAAAAGAUAAGAUCUGUGCUAGAAAUUUCCUUGAGGUUUCUCUUAUUUUAAAACAAUUACGUUAGCAGAUAUUUACCACAAAUCUUGCUUAAGCAUGAAGUCUGUUUAGCUGAAGAACAAGGGAAAUCCCUGUAGAAAUUCCCAAAAUAGAAAUUUAACAAACAGGAGAUUAACCCUUUGGGCUUUCAGUGUUCACUGUUGUUUCCAAACAGGAUAAUUUUGUCCUUAGAGUCUAUUUUGAUGUUUUAAUGUUUAAUACAGAAUUAAGUAUUCGUGGAACAUUAAAUAGAUAAGGGUUGUCUAACUAAACUUAACCAUGCAUUUACCUUGUUGGACAAUACAUGCCCUGUCAUUAAAAGUUAAAUUUAAUAGGUUGCUGCAGGGGAAUAACUUUGUAAUAUCCCUGUUAAAUGUGGCACCAACAAUGGUUUGUAUCCAUGUUGUAGAUUGUGCCCCCACAGACAUUGCUGUGACUAACCCAACAUAAAGACCAUAGAGCUGCAUUUGACAGCUGGCAUUACAAGUUACAUAAUUAGUUAUAGCAACUGUGUUGAAUUUUCACAGAGUAAGUCAUUUAAAUGCACUAAACCAAGCAUUACAUUAUAUAGUGUAAUUUCCUACUGUCUAAUGAGGAAAAUAAGUGUCUAACCGUUCAUUUGCAAGUGAAGUAUUAGAUUAGAGGAAGUAAAUCUAUAACUAUCUACAGGAUGAUGCUUUGCCAGGCACUUGGAUUGUCUACUUUGACGUGCUAUUUUUAAAUUCUUACGCCCCUAAUCGAUACAUUAUCAGCAAGAUGGAUAUCAAAAUCACGGACUUUUUCUUUGUAAGAAUAUACUGGGCAACAGAGUCAAAUUGUAAUUGUUGGUGAGACUGUCAUGAUGAAGUACCAGUUUUGGUUUUACCUAAAUCUCUUUUACUCUUGCAAACAGCAGAGCUGUGAACAACAUGUUAUGUUUAAUAGCAUUCCCGUGGUAAAUUGAGAAUUCUGCCGCAGUUUCAUUUUUCUUUUAAUGUAACUUUCUUCAGAGUCACUUGGAAGCAUUUGAAGCCAAAACUCAGUUGCAGCUGGUUAGUGAUACGGGCUGCAAAAAAAAUGUUUGGCAACCAAAAGUUCCCAAGCCGCCGUCAUAUUUUUCUUGUCAAAAAAGUGCAGCCUAAAAUAUCAUUGAAGUUGUCACUAAUUCACACUGAUCAUGACUUCAAGAGAAUUAGCUAAAAUGAAAAGUUUUAAUGCAAGUUUGGUUACAUCUGAAAGACCAUUUGCACCUGAAAGUUGCUGUUAUUCUAUAUGGGAAUAGACUAUUUAGUUACAGCUCAAUUUAUACAGAAAGGAUUUAUCUGAUUUUUUUGACGCAAAUAUUAUUUGCAAAGCAUAAUCCAAUUAACUUGUACUGAUGAAUUCUAGUUAGAGAGCUUUAAUUAUUAGAAAAUGCAAUAACUCGCCGUUUAUUGCAGCCCCUCAUCAUCGCUGUUCAUAGUGAGCACAAUGGUAUGUGACUGUUCUAAGAAUGGCAUGGUGUGUGUGUUUCCAAAUUUUGUUUGUAGGAUACAGAAAAAGGGGUGACAGUGCAACAGUCUUAAAGGUGUAACUUCAUUUCUGACAAAUUGAGAAUGGAAAUUUGACAAAUUCUGAUUGUUAACAGCGCAAUUAAUUUUGUUUCAGGCCAGGUUUUCUAGUUGCUCAGUUCAUCUGUCAUACAAACAAACAACUGCUGAGCCAAAAGUUAGUUUGUCCUUAAACCAUACUCUUGAGUAGUUAAUGAAAUAGCUACAGAUUAUUGCUGCAAUGUAAUUAUUGUUUUGUUUAGCCAACUGAACCUAGGAUGUUGAUCCACUCUUUCAUAGUGGUUACAAAAAUAUGCUGUGUGGAUGUAACUUCUGAACUCAAAUCUAACAUGCACAAUUUUUGAGUGUAGAUGUUUAUUUUAAAUGAAGUUAGAAUUAUAACAGAAUGGAUAAUAUAACUUUGAGUAAAGUUUUUUUUAUGAACGAGAAUAAGGCACAUUUAACAAACUCAAAAUGUGCAACAUAUUCUAGGAUACUGUUUUAUUUGGCCUUAAAAAAUGUUUAGUAAGAUAUUUAACUAUUUUUUUGAAUUGGUGUUGGAGACAAAGAUGGCUUUGCAAAAGUUAAACUUUUUUAUUGUGCUGGAUAUAGUUGCUGCAGUAACAACUUGUGGCCAAAGAGAUCAUUCAUAAUUGCAUUUCCUACAUAUUGAUUCCAAAUAAAUAAAAAGUUUAAUUUUUGGGAAAGAGAUUUGGAAGAUUAAGAAUAACUCUAAUGACCCAGUUAUGUGUACCAGCUGAAAUGUUUGUGCCAUACCCUUUCAGUCAUGAUUUCAAGUCAUGGUGAAAGUAGCAAGAUCAGUAGAGCACCUAAAUAAUGGUGGAAAUGGUAUGCAGUAAUAAAGCAUAGCCCACCAUUAGAAACAGUAGAAUGUAGCCUACAUGGGGUUGGCAGAGAACUAAGUGAUGCACCUGUAUUUUUGACCAAAUGUAUGAUACAGUUUAAUAUUUCAUAAAUUCAAGUUUGUUGUAGAGCAAUUAACAAAAUGAUUCCAGUAGUAUAUUUUUAAAUGGUGGUUUGACUGAUAGACUGAAAUAUUUAAUGUUUGUGGAAGGGUGGGGUGAACUAGUUUAAUGAUGUAUUAUUGAUUUUAAUUUUAAAACCAAAAAAAAAAUGCAGGGAUGUUUCCUGAUUCACAAGUAUUAAGCAAAUUAUAUUUCAUACAAACAAAAUAUAGACAUAAAUAAUUAGAUUCCAGAAGGUGGUCAAUACCAUGUUGACUAUCCCAGAAAAUCAACAUUAGUCUUUAUGAAUGUCUGUGACCUCGAGGCUUUGAUUUUAAUACUGAGACUAUUUAAAGGAAGACCCCAACGUGUUCCAUACAAACAUAGGGUUAUACACUCUUCUGUUAAUUCAGCCAUAUGUUUGCACUUAAUUAUUCAGUUUGCCAUAUUAGAGAUUUCAAUAGCACAACAAGGUGGGAUGUUAAUGCUCAAAAUUGAACAGUCAGAUAGUCUGACUUGGAAAUAAAAGUAAACUGUACAGAGAAAAACAUGUUCAGUUUGUAAAAACAAAGAAAAGUGGAGCACCAUUAGUUUUAAGUUUUACACUUGUUUCCUGGCUGUUGACUGCCCCGUUACAUGCCCAAUAUAGUCACGUGUCUGCCGACAGUGAAUAAAAUAACUAUUAUCGCGAAGAAAAUUUCUGUUAUAUUAACUGUUAUAUCUUUUAAAUCUAAAUUAGCGACAUAAUACCAUCACACAUAAUAAGGCUGUUUAUACAGACCUAAAAGUCUGUCACUGAGGCUGCCUGGUGAUUAUUUUAUUAAAAACAAAUUUUCUGCCAUUGUUCGUAUUGUUCAAACUUGUUUAAGAUUUCUUGAGUUAUGUUGUCCCAGUCAAUGCACUUCCAAAGAGCUGGCUGUUCAAUGACAAACCAUCCUGAUAUCAAGUCUGAGGCCUUGACAUCUGUUGCAGCAGAUACUCAUUUGGAGGUCACCAUUGUGAUGUUUUAAAAUGACAUUCAUUCUCUUUUUUUAUACUAUUUUCAAACUUUUGAUUUCGAUUCAAGCCUAGAUUGGUGUUCUUGUUUCAACAGUGCUAUUAUCAUACUGUAUUUUGGAUCUUAACUGUCAUGCCAACUGUUUAAUCUUUGCAAAUGCAUAGAACAAUAUAGAAUGCUUCCUUUGAACAUUCACAGCAAGUGAACUUUUACUGAUGUAGUUGGAAAAAUCCUCCUAGUUCACUGGGAUUUAAUUAUUUGGGUGUGAGGUUCACGGAGCUGGACAACUGUCCACUAUGAGCCAAUGGGUUUGAUGCAAAAACUCGAUCAGCGACAGAGCAAAACUGCAAAUAUCCCUCUGUUAAUGAGUCGGAUCACAGUUGACAGUUCUUCAGUUUUUGGAGGCCUUUGAUGAUUCGUAUGCUGCAAAUUAUUUAUGUUCAUAAAAUGUAAAAAAAAGUUUCAGAUGUGUAAAUGUAACCAUAGAUACCAGUAGUGUCAUUAUGGCAGUGUUUGGUGGCAAAUGUUUCAUCACAGUUUGAUAUCUCAGGAAGGUGCUGAAACCUCUAAUUGCAUUAAUCAAACUCAUGCAUCCAACACUUAAUAAAAUCACAAUUCACAAAAGUACCAAAUUAGCAAUGUAAUUACAUCACAUAAUAAGUCUGUUUAUAUAGACCUAAAUGUCACAAGCUGAGGCUGCCCAGUGAUUUUUAUUUAAUUCUCUGCUGUUGUUCGUAUUGUAUAAACUUAUUUAACAGAUUUCUUGAGCUGUCCAAGUCAGUGCACUUCCAAAGAGCUGGCUGUUCAAUGACAAACAAACCAUCGUAAUAUCAAGCGUGAGAUCUUGAGAUCUGUUGCAGAAACCAUUAAGAUGUAAAGGUCCCGUGUCAUCACAGACUUUGUUCUGGAUAACCCCACUCUAUCUGAAAAGGACUAGCUAAGUGUGGUAACAAUUGCAGUGGUAUUUAAAAAUUACUUGCAGGAUUAGUACACUGUUAGGCAUGCACAGAGCAGAUGUCAUGACUUUAAAUAUUCAGUGACAUCAUUGCUCUACUGAAAUAUUUGCCUUUUACUCCUUGUUGCAGGCAACAAAGUAGAUAACAUAGAGCCUUUAUUUGUAUGAUCAAUAGUGUACAACAAUUCAGAACAUUAACUGAAAGGAUAUGUGGUGUGCUUGAACAGCAUCUUCAGUUUAAUCUUGUAAGCUAUUUGGUUAAACACACUCAUGGUAACUGGGAGACUGCUGUAAGUUCUCAUUUUGAUGUUCCUAGAAGAGUAAUUUCAGUGAAGUAUAAUUUUGAAGACAUGAAGUAAAAUUCAUGAUUAUGUUCGGAUAUCCCCAUUACACGAGAAUCAGUUCUUGUUACAGAAGGUGCCUGUGUAUAUAGCUCCUUUGUAUUGCUUUGAGCAGAGUCCCUUAUAUAUUUCUUACUAAUAUGCUCUGUAGAAAUUGAAUUCAGAAAUUUUACUACUGAUAAUUAAGAGUUUAAAGCCACUAAUUAUAUUAAAGUUGCAUAAUUUGACAGAUGAUCAUUUUAUAUUGCGUACUGUUUAUUGCCUGUCUGUUUAGUUUUGUGAUUGAAACACAUUUCCUUUUUCCUCUGUUAUAAUGCUGUAUGCUGCUGCAGUGUUAUUCUUAAUCAUUAUUUCCUAGCAGGCAAUAAAGCAUAUU
This is a messenger RNA of Stegostoma tigrinum, 12237 nucleotides long. RefSeq names its product HMG box transcription factor BBX. The transcript has 15 exons. The coding region runs from base 463 to 2823 and encodes 786 amino acids. Gene Ontology annotation, cellular component: nucleus. The record is from RefSeq and is a predicted model, not a curated record. Gene Ontology annotation, molecular function: DNA-binding transcription factor activity, RNA polymerase II-specific; RNA polymerase II transcription regulatory region sequence-specific DNA binding. Lineage: Eukaryota; Metazoa; Chordata; Chondrichthyes; Orectolobiformes; Stegostomatidae. Gene Ontology annotation, biological process: regulation of transcription by RNA polymerase II.